CAAGACCUAAUUAAUUAUUACCCGAUUUUAAAGGUAAAUAAAUUUUUUUUCUCUGGAAGAAUAAAAAAUUAAAGAUGGCCAAUGGUGAAAAGUUAAGCCGUAAGAUGAUUUUUCCAUACACAUUCACAUCUAAGGUUGUACAGUUUCCGUUCAAACUACACUUCAAGAAACAUUGGAUGUUUCCAUGGUUCAUUGGAGCAACUGUAAUUGUUUCGCCAAUAUUUUACCUUAUUCAGAAAGCCGUCAAUUCUGAAGCUAAUGUUAAGUUAUGGGCCGAGAAAAGAAGAAAAGAAGAAGAACAUUACAAACAUAAGUGGGAUUAGACAAGAUUGUACUCACAAUUUAAACUAAACAAAUUGUAUUUUGGUUAAUUUGAUACACAUAAAUAAAUGUUUUUGUAAACUGUAAUGAAUUUUGUAUCAGAAAACAAACUGUUGAGUUAGUUUUCAUAAAAGGUAUCAACAUAUUUAUGUCGAAGUAUAGAAAAGUAACAAAGAACUAUCCAUAGUAGGCCAAACUCGUGACACUGCUUCCAGGCCAAAUCAUUCAUACUCAAAUAGAAUUACAGAAGUUAUAACGAUAGAAAAAAAAAUUUUCAUAAAAUUAUAAAUGUUGGGAACGCCUGAAAACCACUUAACAACUACUGUUUAUUUAAGUAACUAGAAUUGCCCAUAUAAGGACCAAAACGGAGUUCGUAAAUUCGUCCGUGGCCAUGGCUUGACCUUUAGUCAAUUUUGCCUAUUAGUUUAUUACCUACCUUUCUAAACGAUAUGUUAUUCUAGUCGAGUAAAGUAGGUUUUUUUUGUUUUUAAUUUAUAGGUGACUCUUUAAUAUUACUAGUUAAAUUAUUAAUUAUA
Messenger RNA from Myzus persicae (green peach aphid), 857 nucleotides. RefSeq lists its product as uncharacterized. The record is from RefSeq and is a predicted model, not a curated record. Lineage: Eukaryota; Metazoa; Arthropoda; Insecta; Hemiptera; Aphididae. The coding region runs from base 75 to 323 and encodes 82 amino acids. The transcript has a single exon.